GAGUUGGAAGUUGCAUUUGAAGGACAUUCAAAAAAUUGAACAAUAUGGAAGGAGCCUGCUCGUUUAAACCAUUGAUGGGGAACUCGUAAUCAGCACCGUUAAAGAUGUUAUUUUAACGAAAGGUGUCUUUGCACGUUAGCUAAACCGGUCAAACUGGACCGUGCUGAGGAAAGAAAGUGCAGUUUGUUCCCGAUUCACUGACUCACUGCUGGGGUCCUGCAAAGGAGAGCAACAAUGAAGUUUGCUCAGUUCUUGCUGAAAAACGGCUCCGUGGUAGGGAUACCGAAACAAGUGGAGAGGUUUGCUAAGUUUUCUCCCUCUCCCCUGUCCAUGAAACAGUUCAUUGACUUUGGCUCUGCCAAUGCAUGUGAAAAGACCUCCUUUGUGUUCCUACGGCAGGAGCUUCCUGUCAGACUGGCCAACAUCAUGAAGGAAAUUGAUUUUCUCCCUGACAAACUCCUCAGCACGCCAUCCCUAAAGCUCCUCACUAGCUGGUAUUCACAGAGUUUGUUGGAGCUUGUUGAUUUUUUAGAAAAGAAUCCAGAUGAUAAGGAUGUCCUGAGAAGCUUCACACAGACUCUGGUGAACAUCCGUAAUCGGCACAACAACGUGGUGCCCACCAUGGCUCAGGGCGUGGUGGAGUACAAGGAGGCCUUUGGCGUGGACCCCGUCACUAACCAGAAUGUCCAGUACUUCCUGGAUCGCUUCUACAUGAGCCGCAUCUCCACACGCAUGCUCAUGAACCAGCACACAUUGAUCUUUGAAGGAAGUGUGAAUCCGGCCCAUCCCAAACAUAUUGGCAGCAUUGACCCCAGCUGUGACGUUGCGGAGGUAGUAAAAGAUGCCUAUGAGACCUCAAAGAUGCUCUGUGAGCAAUAUUAUCUGACAUCUCCUGAUAUCGAGAUCACAGAAGUCAAUGCCAAAAACCCUGGCCAGCCCCUCCACAUUGUCUACGUGCCAUCCCAUCUCUACCAUAUGCUGUUUGAGCUUUUCAAGAAUGCCAUGAGAGCUACAGUAGAGACCCAUGAGACAAGUCCAAUGUUGCCUCCGAUCAAAGUGCAAGUCUCACUCGGAAGCGAGGACCUCACUAUCAAGAUGUGUGACAGAGGAGGUGGAGUCCCUCUGAGGAAGAUCGAGCGCCUGUUCAGCUACAUGUACUCCACGGCUCCCAGUCCAGUCCACGUAGACAACUCUCGAAAUGCACCUCUGGCUGGUUUCGGUUAUGGCUUGCCCAUCUCUCGUCUGUAUGCCAAGUACUUCCAGGGAGACCUGCAGCUCUACUCUAUGGAGGGCUAUGGCACCUCAGCUGUCAUAUACCUGAAGGCCUUGUCCUCAGAGUCAGUGGAGAGACUUCCUGUUUUCAACAAGUCAGCCUUGAGGCAUUAUCAGACAGCCACAGAGGCCGAUGACUGGUCCAUGCCCAGCAAGGAUCCGAGGAGAGUGGGCAAGUAUGAGAGGACUCGAUGAUCGUGGGCUGAAUGAGCAUGUGGAGGACACUCAAUAUGAAUAAGAAGUUGGAAGGUAAACUUGUACUGUAUAUGGGAGAAGGCAUUUCAUGUCUUCAGUGUGUUGCUGGACCUGGAGCUGUGAGGGGAAAAAAACACCCACUGUUGGUGUCACGAAUCUGAUAAAUGCUGCUGAAAUAUUAUUACCAGCAUCCGGACAAUUUAACCCAACAAAGCCUCACCACAUUUACUUUGAUCAUAGGAUGAUUACAGGCUGCUAAUACUGGCUCACUGCCUCACUUGUUAAGCUCACUUUUCAGUUAUUUAGUUACAAUAACAUGGUUACACUGUGAAACAACUGUUUCAGGUUUUCUUUUCUCUGAAAAACCAUCACUUCACGGUUUAAUGACUGAUUCGCUUUGGUUAAUGAAAUUACAGGAUAACUUUGUGUUUUAAUGAAGUUAAAUGCAUAUCCAGGCCUUGAAAAUCCUGGCCAAAUCCAGCUACAGUUGGCUCACUUAAGUUAAACAGAAUGGGAACGUGUUCAGUAACUCCAGCAUAAACACAAAGGGAGCAAAGUCUGUUCCCCCACUUUUGUUCAUGCAGGCAUUUUCAGUCAUUGCAGCAUUAUUUCUUACAUACAACUUCUGCAUAUUUUUGCAGUUUUCGUACAGCAUUUCAGAGAUACAAUAACGAGUAUUUGCACUAGUUAUGCAUGGUGUAAAAUUAAAUUAUUUUGGCUUUGAUGAAAUCAGUGUAAAAUCAGUUGUUCCGUUUUUAGCCUUUUAAUAAUUCUUUUUAAUGAAGGAUUCUGUUGUUAACUGAAGUACCUGAAUGUGUACCUGCCUUGGCCUUCAAUGCAUGCAAAUUGGGUUUUAAAAGCUGAAUUGUGUCAAUAUUGAGAUAAUGUGUGGGACAUAGAGUGAAACGAUAUGUGUCUUUCUGGAGACGCAGAACUGUUAAAAUGUAGUAUUGCAGCACAUUUAAUCUUAAUAUGUAUUGAUAAUAAUUAUUUUAAUUCUCAAGUUAACUUACGUUAACUAACGUUUGCAGUAAUUUUCCUCCUGUUGAAGUUAAUCGCGGUAGGAGUUAAAACACAUACUUUAUAAACCUUUUGCAAAAAAGUUUUCAGUGUUCUCAGUGAUGUUGAAGGUUAUUUUAGUCUUUUAUAAUGAUGCAUGUGUUGUAUAAUGAUGUGACUUACUUCAGAGGAUGUGAAGGCCUGUGUGAAAUGGCAAAUGUUUCACUGUACUUCAUCUUUCUGCUGCUGUAAGCCAUCGUGUGAGUUAAGUGUAUCAGAAGCAUAGGAACACUACAGGCAGAUGUUCAGACAGAUAUGAUCUUAUCUGUAGAUGAAAUGCUCUACAUUCAGACACUGCACUUCUCAAUUGAGUCUUUGCCAAGUUUUGAGAACCUGAUUGAAAUCAUUUUAUAUAAAUUCAUUUUUAUGUUUUAGGAACAUUUUACACUGUAUAAAUAUCACUGUCAAAGGCCAACUGUUACUGUAAUGAAGUUGUGGCUCACCACUAAAAGGACCAGUGAAUGUAGAAAAUAAAAAUCUCCGGUCACUUCUCAGCAGGUCUUUCACCCUG
This is a messenger RNA of Scatophagus argus, 3037 nucleotides long. RefSeq names its product pyruvate dehydrogenase kinase, isozyme 4 (gene pdk4). Gene Ontology annotation, biological process: protein phosphorylation; regulation of glucose metabolic process. The transcript is spliced from 11 exons. Gene Ontology annotation, cellular component: mitochondrion. The record is from RefSeq and is a predicted model, not a curated record. Gene Ontology annotation, molecular function: pyruvate dehydrogenase (acetyl-transferring) kinase activity. NCBI's taxonomy places the organism in Eukaryota, Metazoa, Chordata, Actinopteri, Scatophagidae. The coding region runs from base 235 to 1467 and encodes 410 amino acids.